This is a messenger RNA of Aspergillus pseudotamarii, 1095 nucleotides long. RefSeq lists its product as uncharacterized. The record is from RefSeq and is a predicted model, not a curated record. Bases 1 to 1095 code for a protein of 364 amino acids. Lineage: Eukaryota; Fungi; Ascomycota; Eurotiomycetes; Eurotiales; Aspergillaceae. The transcript is spliced from 6 exons.
AUGGCAGAGGUCUGGGAAAGAUCACUCUCGCCGGAGCGAAUAGCCUAUCUGGCACAAUCCCGGAUUCCGGAGAUCAUCUUCUGCAAUACAGCGCUCCUCGUUAUCGCGACCGCGGGGCUCCUAGUGCGUCUUUUCGUCCGUAUCCGAUAUCUCACGGGGAUCAAUUUCGACGAUUUACUAUGUGUGACUAGUUGGGUUUUUACGUUCGUUCUCUGCCUUGCUUGUAUGUUGAUGACGAAAUAUGGGUUCGGCAAGCACAUUGGCACAGUACAAAGUUUCAGCGACAGGGCCAUGUUCCUUAAGCUCGACUUUGUCACCAUGCUCGCCUACGUCCUCGCCCUCGGCACAAUCAAGAUCUCCUUUUGCCUGCUCUACCUACACAUAUUCCCGGGGAAGAAAUUUCGUAUGGCAUGCUGGUUGUUGUUAGCCAUUCUAGUCGCCGAAACAAUUGAAGAAGUCCUUGUUGUGAUCUUCCAAUGUAGGCCCGUUCACAAGGCGUGGGAUGCCACCGGCCUCGUGGAAGGCGACUGUGUGGACAUGACGCUCUUUUACUACGCCAAUUUUGGCAUUAAAUUAGCCACGGACGUGGCCCUCUUUGCAAUGCCUAUCCCCAAGCUAAUGCGGCUGAAGAUGGCGAUGGGCAAACGAGUCGGCUUGGUGGUCAUGUUCAGUCUGGGUCUCCUUGUGUGCGUGACUAGUAUCAUCCGAGUCACCUAUUUCAACCCCUUCUCUGAGGACCACACAUGGGUGUUGGUCGACGCAAUGAACUGGUCUUGCGUGGAAGUCGCGGUCGCCAUUUUUAUUGCGUGCAUACCGUCCUUCAAAACCUUUAUCGGCUACCGCUUCCCGAAGUUACAGCGCCUUCUCGGUCUCGCCAGCAAGGAUGACACCAUUGGUCCGUCGAAGAUGUACGGCAGUUCGACCCGCCGGACAUACAAUGGGCUGUCGACUGGGGGGCGUAAUAGUAUUAAGCUGAAACCGGUGAUAGGACACAGCACGGCUGAUGUGGAAACCAGCCACAAUGGGUCACAGGAACGUAUCAUUCAUGCAGGUAUUCAGGUCACUACCGAUGUUAGCGUCAAGGAGAGCGUUUGA